Messenger RNA from Dendronephthya gigantea, 1213 nucleotides. RefSeq names its product kelch repeat and BTB domain-containing protein 4-like. Bases 224 to 1123 code for a protein of 299 amino acids. The record is from RefSeq and is a predicted model, not a curated record. Lineage: Eukaryota; Metazoa; Cnidaria; Anthozoa; Malacalcyonacea; Nephtheidae. The transcript is spliced from 2 exons. Gene Ontology annotation, molecular function: protein binding.
UUCGAUUGAACUACUGCAGUACAAAAACGAAUUGAUUUCUAAGUACUUGUCGUUAUUGGUAUUGUGUAUCGAAGGGUGAAUUCAGAGUUCGUGCGUUCAUCAGUUUGGCGACCGAAAGCGGGUUACGAAACACUAUUCAGAGUAGUAAAUUUAAGCUUUGCUGAAAUAAUUUUAACAUAAUUGCUUUUUCCGAACCUGUCAAAGACUCUGCCGACUUGAAAAAAUGCAGUCACACUCAAAUAACCCAGAACCGAAAAACCCAGAAACAUGUGUGGACAACGACAACGUUUUCUCAAAACCGUGGGAGGACAGCGACGUCGUGUUAGUUGUCGAAGGCAAAGAUUUCCAUGUUCAUCGCUCCAUUCUAUCAUUGCAAUCCCGGGUGUUUAAAGCGAUGUUUAACGGCAAUUUCAAGGAUGCAACACAAGACAAGAUCGAGUUGAAAGAAGAUACAAACCAGAAAGCAAUGUUGCAAUUCCUCAAGUUGUUGUAUCCGUCCAACAUGCUAGACGAAGUCAAAGGCAGUGUAUCCAUCACGGAUGAAAAUGUCUUCGAAAUACUUCAACUUGCCGACAAAUACGGGGCCAUCAACAUCAUAAAGCAAUGUAUGAAAGAAGCUGGGCGUCUUAAACCGGAAAAUACGAUGCGUUUACUUCCCUAUGCUGAGCGAAAUAAAAUGCCACUUGAGAAAAUAUAUGAUGCGAUUAUUCGACACGUCUCCACAACAAAACUAACCAGCUUCGCAUCAGAAAUCGGCAAUGAGUUCGACAAAGAAUCAGUUUACAUCGACGCUUUGAUCAAGAAAUGCUGUUUCUACGAAGACGUUGCAGAGCGAGCAAAUACAAUGAUACAUCACUUGUUGCAAAAAUGUGUUAGUUAUAACGCUAAAAAUCUUUCAAUCUUCGGCCCUGUAAAUUGCGCCCGACACGGAGCUCUUGACCUUGAUUUUAGGAGAGCCAGAAAUUGCAAAAAUUGUUUAGACGUUUACAAGAGGUUUUUUAUAGACCAAUUUGCCCGCCCCAAUCUUUCUGGUUGUCCAACUAGUACUACAGAGUCUCUCAGUGUGGACUUUUUGGAUUUACUUCAAAUCACAGAUGACAUUGCAAACUCACUUAAAAAUUAAACACUAAAAAUUUUCAUCUCAAGUCAGUUAAACAGUUGAUUCGAAACGUUAUACUGUAAUGCCAUACAGGAUUUCAUCAAGGCUAUAUCA